GAAGUAAAAGCAACUUACCAGGCUGCACCUCCUUCACGGUGAGCACCACCACCAGUUUCAAGAAGAAGAUUGACCACCUUAACUAGUAAAGUCAUUCCAUCUGCUAUCUGUUUAACAUAAUGAAAUAUAUAUAACUGCAAAUAAACAAAAGGAUUUAUAUGACUCCAAGAAACUAAAAUUCUGGAAUGUUGAACAAGUAGCAGAAGAGAUACCUCGCCUUGUCAGCAAAUCCAUAACCGUUACUUUUUCCAGAGGCGGUAGGAGACUGAGCACUGAACAUAAUGAGAAAACAAAAAAAAAAAGAAUCACAGACUCAAUAAUAUUCUGGCCGGGGAAUAAAGCAAGCCUCAACCAAGACUGAGUAGAAGCAAAACAGAUGACGUAGGGUUGCCCUUACCUGCUUGGGCCCUUUGUCACAUCAGCAUCAGGAUUCUCUUCAAGAACAAGAUCAAGUUUAUCGAUUUGCACAACUACAGGCUCUGAUUGCUGACAUAUGGCAGCUAUAAGCUAUUUGAGAAGAAAAGUGAAAUAGAAAAAAAAAUCAAUACUUGUGGUCCACAACAAGAGAGAUGGCAGAAUUAACAGAAAUAAAAUAACAUUUCAGUUUAAUAGCUAUGUUCUAUCCACUUAAACUGUCACUCGCAAGCAGAAGCUAUGCUAUUACUUUUCAGAAUCCUGAAUCUAUAUUCCAUCAGAACUACCUCAGAGCUAUUAAUAGUCCCAUUAACAGUCCCUGCUUAAACUGUCACAAUUCUAUCAUCCUAGAGAAACUAGCACACAUCAAAGCCAUGUUCUUUAACAAUCUUAUAUGAUAGAAACUAGUAAGAUAUACACACACAAUGCUCAUGAGGGGUUCCUUAUUUCAACAAAUCAUCUCAAAAUCAAGAAAAGACAAAACUAAGAUGUACAGAUGAAACAAUUCAACAACAAAUGAGAUGUUCAUCAGUAGGCUAGCGAACACAAACCAUUAAUAUCUGCAAACACACACACACAAAACCUGAACCAUAAAGACACAAUCUUUUCCAGCUCAACUCACUGAAGAAGGAGAAGAAGUGGACCUAGAUUAGAUUAGAAAGCUGAGCUGUACGGCCUUGAAGCUUGAAUUGAUCUCUAGUGAAUGAUUUGAGCCAAUACUUGAGAGUAUACUCCAGGGCUCCAUUGUCCCCUGAUGAUUCUUUAUGGCUCUUCUAAAUCAAGAAGAUGGAUCAAGAACAACACCUCAUGGACUUGCUCGUGAUCACGAUCGAUUCCCAGAUCCGGGAAGCUGUGUGUCCGUAGACAAAAGGAGCAUAGACGUGGGAUGAUCCAUAACUGUUGCGUCUUUAGGACAUUUAGAGUUAGUUAUUCACAAAAGAGAAGACAGUUAGUUACUUCAUGAGAAGAUUUGAAUCUUGAGGAUGUUGUUGUUACUGUAAGACUGACUGGCACGUGCGUGGUUACUCGCUACGCACGCUUGAAUUGUCUGACCGGCCUGAGAUAAUGAAUCUUACGUAGUUUUCUGGGGUUUAACGUUUCCUAUAAAACGCCAGACAUCACAUGCUCUACGAUAAAUUGAAUGCAUCUUUAAGUAAAAGCUAUUCAUUUGAUCAUUGUCAUUGGGCCAGUGGAUAAAGAGGCCCAUUAGCAGUGAAUCGAGUUAUGAGGCGUUAACAAUCAUUAGGGUUUCAGUGCCUUAAAUAACAAUCUAUCGACAGCAACUAGGGAAGAAAAAAGGAAUAGAGUCUUCAAAGAUUGAUCUAAACUUAUUUUUGUUCAUCGACCUUUGUUUGGAGCUUGAAACAAUAUGAAGACGAAGAUAUCCAAUCUUCCUAUGGAAUUGCUAGAGGAGAUUCUCUCUAGGGUUCCGGUGAAAUCCAUAGUAACAGUACGAUCUACUUGCAAAAGCUGGAACGUUUUAACUAAAGAUCAAAGUGUUGCCAAUAAGCACAUUGAAAAAGCAGCAGCAGCACAACGAGAAAGGGUGGUUCUUGUGAUCACGGGGGAUACCAAUGAUCUUGUGUUAAGCGUCAAUCCUUAUGACUUUCACAACAAAACCUUUGGUCCAUGCAUAAAUCGUAAAGGUAUACUUAUUACUCAAAAAAACUCAGAUAAAGUUUGCUUUGUACAACGUGUCUUUCACUGCAACGGUUUACUGCUAUGUAUAUGGAGACGCAACAAACGUUGGCUUUUGGUUUAUAACCCGUAUUGGGGUAAAACAAGAUGGAUCGAAUGCCCAAUACAACGUUCGUAUAAUGAGUUGUUUGCUUUUGGAUACGACAAAUCAUGUGGUAGCCAUAAAAUCUUUAGGCUAAGCACCAGUGAUAAUUUCGACAUCUACGACUUGAGUUGUGAUUCAUGGAAGACUCGUCCUCAUGCAGCUUUUCACAGCAACAAUGUAAUAAAGUAUACUGAACCUGGCGUGUCUUUGAAGGGAAACUCUUACUGGCUUGCUAAAGAUAAGCAAUCAGGAAAGAAUUUCUUACAGUGUUUUGAUUUUACGAGAGAGGGUUUUGGACCGCGUCUGCCUAUACCAUGUGAGUUUUUUUCUUUUGCGUCUCUGUCUUCGGUUAAAGAAGAGAAGGUUGCAUUGUUGUUUAAACACCAGUGUGGUACUAAGGUUGAUGUUUGGGUUACGGAUAAGAUCGAGCCCGGCGCUGUGUCGUGGAGCAAGUUGUUCAAAGUUGAAACGUUGCAAUUACUCUGUCAUGGUUGUAUGUUUGGGAGUUUCUUGAUUGACGAGGAGAAGAAGACCGUGGUGGUUUUUUAUAUUUACGGCGGAUGUUACACAAAAAGUAGAUAUAUCAUUGAUGGGGAGAGUGGUGAUAUCAGACAAGUGGAGAGAAUAGGUUCUCAAGACUCGAAACUUUACAAUCUUGUCGGCUGUUAUGUUCCAAGCUCUGUGCAAGUCUAAGUUAACUUAUCUCUCUCCUAUCCUUAAUGAUCGUGGCUGCUGCUUCUAAUAUUCUCUUGAAACUCAAUUGUUUUGACAUCUUCAUUAUAUGUUUCUGAAUGACUUUAUCAUCCUCUACUUGUACUCUCUUCAAAAUUCAAUUAACAGACCUUCAAAGAUUUAGAUGUAGUGUGUUCAGUUUUCACUUUCCCUAUAGUUAAUAGUGAAUCUCUUUAAUUUUCUUUAUCAAGAAACAUAACUCCUUCAACCUAAUAAUUACAAAUCCAAGAACUUGGCCUUACCUUGAGCCCAUAUGAUAAAUAUACAAACUUGAAAGACGACAUUGUAUACUUGUGUCAACUAGACUAUCGCGCUAUUUAAUUUCAUAUUAUGUACUGAUUGAUCUUCCAACAGAAAAACAUUGUUCAAGUUCACGAUGCUCUAUCUUCAGUUCCCAAAAAAAAAAGAGUUCAAGAUCAAAUCUUUUAAGACCAGACAUGUUUAACCUAAACAAUACAAUUGAAACACACUGCAAACGUUUACAGACAAGAUCGAUUUAAAACAGGACUAAUCUAAAUCUA
Brassica rapa (field mustard) is the source of this 3450-nucleotide messenger RNA. Its product is annotated as putative F-box protein At3g20705. The record is from RefSeq and is a predicted model, not a curated record. NCBI's taxonomy places the organism in Eukaryota, Viridiplantae, Streptophyta, Magnoliopsida, Brassicales, Brassicaceae. Gene Ontology annotation, molecular function: protein binding.